UCGUCCGUGUCAGACAACGCAGGCUCCUCGUCUCCCCCAGCCUCUGGGAUAGCUUCGCAGUGUUGGCAGUGAACCAAGUCAUUUUUUAACUCAAAAUGGUCCCAUGCAACACUUCGCCGUGACCUCUUCAUGUUUACUUUGGAAAUGGAACUACACGGUAACUCGCAGCCAGUCGCAGGUAACUGAGUAGGACUGUGGCGUUUUUUUCAAACACUGCCCCCCGUGGUCAAAUGUGUAAUUAGCGAAUUUCUCGAUGAAAUAAUUAUUUCAUCGACGAAAUUCUUAAUGAUCAAUUAAUCGAUUGUCGAUUAAUUAUGCCCAUCCCUAAUUGCUUUACACGCGUCUUUGUGAAAUAUGCAUUCACAAGCUAACCUUUUGCUGUCUUUGAGCUAGGUUACUGUUAGCUUUAUUAAGAGAUAAGUGAGUGGCCAAAUUCCCUUUUUGAUUGUGACAAUGUAAAAUAUUGUAUUCAUAAUCCAGCGAAAAGGCCAAAGGGAGAAGGAAAAAUCACAUAUUGUUUGUGUAUUGAAUGAGAGCAUUGUGACUCCUAUGUGCAGCGCAACAGACUCUGCAGUGUCUUCCAACAAUGGCUUCUUCCAGGAAUUUCUCUGUGCAGCUGUGUUCUGCUAAACCAGACACUGCCAGAGAUUCUUUUCAGAGAAGCGCUCUGUGAGGAAAUGACCUAGAGGCCUUACAGAUACAUUUGUGCUUUUGUCGCUCCAAUUCAUGGGAGAACAGCAAGACCUGGAAGCGUACUUGGUUCCUCGGUGAGUAAUAUCUACCUCAGCCAGAAGACGAGGGAGAGACCAGGAAGCUGCUGGAGACUUGAGACAGGCAGACAGAGCUAUCAGCUGGCCACUCGCUCACUGCCUACAGAGUCCUGCUAUUCGAAGAGGGUUUAAGACGGACUGGAUCUGUCUGCCCUUCUCCCACUGCUACUCUACCAGCCAGUGUUCGAGCCACAUCCUCUGGUUCCAGCAUCAUUUACUCACUUGUUUUUUUUUAUUAGUUGUUUUUCGCUCAGUGCUGUUGACCAGUUUCUCAUUAUCCUUGGAUUCUUUUUUUCGUUUUUGGUUUCAGCUUUUAAAAUGAUUUUCUAUUUUUAUCAGUGCAGACUGGUAUAGGUUUAUAUACGUGCUCGAUAGAUGCUCUAUAUACUGUAUGAAGGACUUUUUUUCUGAAGGAAAGUUAAUGUACUCGAGAGCUCAAAUACUCCUUUUGAAAUGGAAGUUGUGUUUUUGACUUUCCUUCCCUAUUAGGAUAAUUUUGUUUGAAGCUGGAAACAGAUAAUCUGGAGUGUCUGUGCUGUUUUUUAAGCUGGGUCUGACGUAUCUGCAGCAGGGCUGCAUGUAAGAAUUUCACUCAGCCUGUUAGCCUUUUCCCAUCGCCCCCCGACCUCACCCCUUUCCAUGCUGCCUCUCCACAGGGCAAACUGAGAUGAGCUUCUGGCAGGUGGAAUCCUUAGGCUGUCUUUUUACAUAACUUGAAAGAUUUCACGAUUGAUUGGUCUGGCUUUUUUCUAAAAAGGACAAGAGCACUUUGCGGGUAAAACAAAGUAAAAACAGAGCUUCCGGUGCUGUUGCACCACUUAUGUAUUGUUGUAGUGCACAGGAAAAUAAAAUGGACUACAAGCGUCGCUUUUUGCUGGGCGGGUCCAAGCAGAAAGUGCAACAGCACCAGCAGUACCAAAUGCCUGAGCUGAGCCGGUCCCUGAGUGCCUCACUGGCCUCCACUUGUUCGGCAUCUUCGCCCAUUGGCACUGGUGUGGGCUUGCCUGGCAGCUGCCAGCCGCCCCCUUCCUCUGCCACCACUGCGGUUGCAGACAUCCAGCAAGGCAUCUCAAAAUAUUUGGAUGCCCUCAACGUGUUCUGCCGGGCCAGCGCCUUCCUCACAGACUUGUUCAGCAGUGUGUUCAGGAACUCUCACUAUUCCAAAGCAGCUAUGCAACUGAAGGACGUGCAGGAACACGUCAUGGAAGCGGCCAGCAGGCUGACUGCAGCAAUAAAGCCUGAGAUUGCCAAGAUGCUGAUGGAGCUGAGCGCUGGUGCCGCAAAUUUCAAAGACCAGAACGACUUCAGCCUGCAGGAUGUUGAGGUACUGGGACGGUGCUUCCUCACUGUGAUGCAGGUCCACUUCCAGUUUCUAUCACAGGCUUUGCAGAAGGUCCAGCCUGUCGCUCAGUCCUGCCUGGCGGAGGCUCUUGCCCAGGCCCAGGAGCGCUGUGCCAACGCCCGCUCCCAAGGCUCAGACCUCGGGCCCCUCACAGAGCUGGAGGAUGCGUCCCGCUCAUGGAAAGGUGCAGCUGAGGCUACGGCGAGACUGAGAGAGAGGGGCCGGGACGGCUGCCUGGCAGGCAUCCAGGUUCAGCAGCUCUUUUGCUCCAACAACACCAUCAUCCCUGAGCAUCAGCUGAAGGAGCUUAACAUGAAGAUUGACAAUGCUUUACAGGCCUAUAAAGCAGCACUAGAGAGCCUGGGCCAUAGUGAGUAUGCACUGAAGGGUGGCUUUCAUCUUAACCCCAAAGCUGUGGAGGUAGCCUUACAGGGCUGCUGCAGUGAGGCGGAGGCCCAGCAGGCAGGGAGGAUGCAGACCACCUCCCAGUCUAUCCAGUGUGAGCUGCCCACUAUCCCUCUGCAGAUCGGCUCACAUUUCCUCAAAGGAGUGUCCUUCAAUGAGUCAGCGGCUGAAAACCUUAAACUGAAAACGCACACGAUGCUGCUGCUCAUUAAGGAGGCGCUUGGCCAGAACGGAGUGACCCCAAGGGACGACUCUCCUGUCACUGAGGUCCUCAACCACGUCUGCCCAUCCAGGUGGAGAGGAGCCUGCAAGACAGCUGUCCAGCUGUUGUUCGCCCAGGCUGGUCUGGUGGUUGUUGACACAGCUCAGAUUGAGAACAAGGAGGCCUACGCUCCUCAAAUCACUCUGGAGGGCUCCAAGGUUGUGGUCCAAGUUCCUUCUACAUGGUGUCUGAAGGAGGACCCAUCCACCAUGUCCCUGCUCCAGCGGAGUUUGGACCCAGAGAAAACACUUGGUCUAGUUGACAUGCUCUACACGGCUGUGUUUGACAUCAACAAGUGGAAGGAGAGAAAAGAGCAGGCCUUGCCCACUAUUCAGAUCCAGCUGCAGCGGGAGAUCCCAGACUAUAGCGCCCAUGUAGACCUUCCUCUAGGCACCAGCUCCAAGACCUCUAGUGGACUGCCCAAAACUAUAUCCAAGCUGACUUCCAAGUUCACCAAGAAGGUCUCAUCCAGCUCGAACAGUGGCGGCAGUUACUCCAUCCCAAGCACGCCGUCUCGCAGCAUGCUUAGCACCAGUAGCUCUGAGGAUAAGGCCAAGAGCCUGGGCCACAGUGACGGGAGGCUGCAGUGUAUCCUGCAGAUGGCAAGCCUGUCCUCCACUCCUGACCCUACGCAGCAAAGCCAGCUGGCAAACGGCUUGGUGUCCGAUGACCAGGGAAUGAACUUGCCAACUGACCAAGAGAUGCAGGAUGUCAUCGACUUUCUCUCAGGAUUCAACAUGGGUAAGUCUCAGCAGGCCUCGCCCCUGGUCAAGAGGAGGAACUCUGUGGCAUCUGCAAACCCGGCUGAGCUGAAGCCGCCCAGUGGACCCCCACCAACUUCCCAGACUAUCUCCCUACAGCCCCCAGCUCAGACCAUGCCUCAGCCCCAGCCUCCAGCAGUGCAGAAGCAGCAGCAGCAGCCACAAUCACAGCCACCUCCUCCUACUCCGCAGCAACAACAUCAACCCCAACAGCCUCCUCCUGCUGCUCCUCAACAGCCCUCUCCACAGGCCCUGCAGUACUACCAGCACCUCCUGCAGCCCAUCAGUCAGCAGCAGCCCCCUCCUCCUCAGCUUCCUCCUCAACAGAACCCACCACAGGUCCUGCCACAGCAGAGAGUGGCGAGUAAGUGGCUUGGCACAUCCGGUCAGCAACCACCACCGCAAGGCCCCCCAGCAGGGCUGUCCCCUCUGGGACCCAUCGGGCAGUGGGGGUCCCCUGGACUGCCAGAUCUGAGUUCAGACCUGUACAGUCUCGGCCUGGUCAGCACCUACAUGGACAGUGUCAUGUCAGAGAUGCUCGGUCAGAAGCCGCAGGGACCUCGAAACAACACGUGGCCCAACAGGGACCAGAGCGAGGGUGUGUUCGGAGUCCUAGGAGACACGCUGCCAUUUGACCCAGCAGUUGGCUCGGAUCCAGAGUUUGCACGUUACGUUGCCGGUGUCAGUCAGGCCAUGCAGCAGAAACGGCAGGUGCAGCACAUCCGUCGCCCUAGCAACACGCGCAGCAACUGGCCAAUGCCCGAUGAGCAGCAUCGAACCUGGUCCCACCCUGAGUAUUACAGUGAGGGUGAGGCAGUGAACAGCAGCUGGUCGGCCAAUCAGGGGGACUCGGCCAGCUCCAGCGAUGAGACGUCCUCAGCCAAUGGGGACAGUCUAUUCUCCAUGUUUUCUGGGCCUGACCUCGUAGCAGCAGUUAAACAAAGGAGAAAACACAGCUGUGGUGAGCCGGAGGUGUGCACCCUGCCCUCACCCCCACUCCAUCACAUUGGAGAUGACAGCCAGGACAGCAAAACUAAAACCUGGCCUCCCAAAGCCCCAUGGCAGCACUCCACCCACUCUCACAACAACACCAUGCCCAAUCCCAGCUCUUCCUUGUACCAGAUGAACAUCCCUCCUUCCUCCCAGUGGAGUGACUCCAUGCAGAUGCUGCAGUCUCCUGUGUGGUCCACUGCCAGCGACUGCUCCCCCUCCACCUGCAUUUCCUCUGGUUUUCCCAGUUUCUCCCAGCAGCAACAGCAGCAGCAGCAGCAGCAGCAACAACAACAACAACAACAACAACAACAACAACAGCAACACAAACCCAUGACUAAGGGCUUUAAAUCCUUCCCCCUCAAACACGAGCACAGGCCCUCCUACCUUCACCAGUACUGACCAAUCCGUAAUGUUGAAUGAGUCCACGGUGAAGUGCCACGGAGGAGCUGUAGCUCGUGUGCAUUGAGCCACUGAGUGGGCCAAGCUGCAGCCUUUCACUCUCUACACCCACUGAAUUGGAAGAUUUCAAAGCCUCAGAGGCAAAAAUUAUGUUCACACACUGGCUCAACAUUUUUGUAUCUAUAUUUUUCCAUAUCAAACAUCCCCAUUGGAAAGAGAGAGGCAUAUUUUGAAGUUUUUUCAACUGCCAUGUUUUAACUACAGAAAAGGUGCAUGUGUCAUGCUGGCAGCAGUUAGUCUAAGUGGUUGUUUCUCUGUCUGUUGAGCUGACGUCUCCUCAGACAAGAGCUGGAGACGUGCACGGCCGUCACCCACUUGCUUCUGCAGCUUAACGUGUGAAAGUGUGUGUGUGUGUGUGUAUGGAAGGGUGCGUGUAUGUGUGUGUUUGGAAAGGUGUGUGUGUAAGUGCGCAUGUGUGUGUGUGUUGGAGAGAGAGCGAGGGGGGUAUUAACAAGGGGCAGGGGCUUGAAAUGCUCUCAUUUUGCCCACAUUGAUGAAUAUACUGUGUCUACAUAGCUGUAACUGCCAAAUCUCACGCUAGAUGACUCAGAAUACAGCUACCAUCUACUGUUUCAUAGCUUGUAAAAUACUGAAGUAGAAAUAUAAAUAUUUAGUUCUUUUUAUUAAGAGGCUUUGAGCAGGCUCAGCAUAAUUAUAGUAAAUCACUGCAGACGUGUAAUUUGAGAGAAAUACACUACUUUUUUCAACAACUGACCAGAGUUAUGAGUGAUAGCAGUAACUGUGUGCCAUGUUGGUAUUGAUAGCACUUGCAAAAUAAAAUUUCCAACCAAAGCGUUGUCGAGAUGUCGAACGACGUUGAUGAGAUAGGAGUAACACACCCCACUUCCCGAGACCAGAAGGGGGGGCGUCUUUACACCCGUGAGCGCGUUCAAUUCCUCCUCUCCAAUUGGUGACUGUUUGCUCCGGAUUGACACUAACUCCAAUAAACCUAAACCUUUCUUCUGUUUAAUAAUACAAUAUAUUUCUUGUACAACUAUUGACAGUAUUAAUCUUAUUUUUGUAUUUUCUUACAUGUUAUACCAUUACUGUAUGUUAGUAUUCUUGUAGCCAUAUUACAUGAACACAUUUAUUUUCCACCUCCCAAUAUGUGAAAAAAGCACAUUUUUUUCCUACAGCAGUUGAACUACACCAUCUUAUCUCUAAAGGUUACCAAAUAUGCCAUUGUCAACACUAAACCAGUGAUGGGGGGGUUUUCGAGCCCUUGUUUCUUUGGUUUCUAUGGCGAUAGGCUGCAUUUCAAGAGCCCAGAAUGUUAUCUUUUUGUGAUGUUUGCGGAUGCCAAUGUUGCCUGUAUUUAUGAAAUGACACCAUGUUUUCAGAAAACUAACAUACUUAACAUGUUUACAGAGAAUUGUUUGCUGUAUAUACAUAUAAAUAUAUAUCUUUUUAUAGUCAAUGUGCUUUGCACAAUCAAGAUAUAGGGUUUGUUGCUUUUUGUCUGUGUUAUCUUCCUAACUCUUGCAGCCUUUUUUAAAGACAUCAUUACAGACCUUGGACUGUAACUGUUAGCUUCUCAGCUGUGUCAAAUGGUUUACUAGUGGCUUCUACAAAAAAAGAAUAAAAAAAUAAAUAAAAAUCCUGUUGCCCUGAUAGAAGAUAUGAAGGGGAACUGCUUGGCUUAUGUUGCUUAUUGUUCUCUUGAGCUGGCAACUGAAUCUUUCCAAGUGUACCAGCAAUGCAAAAAAUAAAUAAAAAUGACUAGCAAUUCAAAA
Pleuronectes platessa (European plaice) is the source of this 6725-nucleotide messenger RNA. Its product is annotated as granule associated Rac and RHOG effector protein 1. Gene Ontology annotation, molecular function: CCR4-NOT complex binding. The transcript is spliced from 14 exons. NCBI's taxonomy places the organism in Eukaryota, Metazoa, Chordata, Actinopteri, Pleuronectiformes, Pleuronectidae. The record is from RefSeq and is a predicted model, not a curated record. Gene Ontology annotation, biological process: Rac protein signal transduction. The coding region runs from base 1591 to 4932 and encodes 1113 amino acids.